AUGGCUUUGGAUUUAGUCAGUAUAGCACAACCACAUUACAUCCCUGGCUACACCGGUCACUGUCCCGAGUACAAGUACCGCAUCGGCGACACCUACGGGUCUACCACCCACAAGAUCCUGCUGGACCCCAGCGUCCAGCACUCGGAAAGAUUGGUCCUCUCCGAUCGCACUGCUGAUGACUUCCAGAUCUACCGUCCAGCACAGACAGAUAUCGACACUGUCAACGCAAGAUUCCGCAAUGGGGAUCCAGUAUACAAGCAUCCUAUGAUACCGGGAUAUGAGGGCUUCGUGCCUCGUCUAAAUGCACUCUUCGGACAACGGUACACUGUGGCCGCCACCGAAGCCCUAUCAGAGUUCCAGCGUCUGCAGCUAAACCAACGCACCGCAACACAACAGCUGGAGAGGGUCGUUGACCUUCAAGCCGGGAAAGGACAACCCUGGGACCUGUUCGAUAGAUUCUCGGCUACGGCAGAGUUCAAGUUGCCACUAAUAGCUGUGAGGCCAGAAUGUGCUGGUAUACUGAGGGACCUACCUAUGGACGAAGCCAAGCUAUCCCCAGCAUCGCAUUCCAUCAGCCCUUACUUCAUGGAUAACAAUGAUGCUGACAAAUACAUCAAGAAAGGAUUUACGGGACACGUACCGUACGCUUUCCAUCGCUUCGGCGAAUCGUCGAAGAAACUCACAAACUCUGCGCUAUGCGACUUCUCGUCUAACUACAGGCGGAGGCAGAGUACCGAAUGGGCGCCAGUUAAUGUGGUCAAACCGGACCCGCCGCUGUCCAUCAACCCGACGGAGAUCUACCACAAGCACGUGGGCAUGCUACCCAACUACGCCGGACACGUGCCUGGCGCCAUGUUCAGGUUUGGCAAAACGUACGGAAACGACACGAGAGACUCCAAGCGCUGGCUUCGGGGCGACUUCACUUCUUGAAGUCAUUAAAAC
Molecule: messenger RNA, 942 nt
Organism: Pectinophora gossypiella (pink bollworm)
Lineage: Eukaryota; Metazoa; Arthropoda; Insecta; Lepidoptera; Gelechiidae
Product: UPF0605 protein CG18335-like
Exons: 8
Coding region: 1-930 (309 amino acids)
Source: RefSeq, a predicted model, not a curated record